AUGAGCGCCAUAGGGCUGCCGAGCGCGAGCUUCCUGGGCGGAGGCGCGCGCUUCCCUGCGCGCGCAGGCGCGGCCCGGUGUCGCCUAGCAACCAAGAACAACAGUGGCCCAGAGGCGCGCGCCGGCCGCAGCGGGUACAGUUCUUCAGGUCUGAGGAGCCGCUGCUCUGAGGGAUCUCCUGGCAGAAUGGGUAAAAAGAUAAAGAAGGAAGCAGAACCUCCUCCUAAGGAUGUGUUUGAUCCAUUAAUGAUUGAAAGCAAAGAAGCAGCAACUGUGGUGUUAAUGCUUAAUUCUCCAGAAGAAGAAAUUUUGGCUAAAGCAUGUGAAGCCAUUUAUAGAUUUGCUUUAAAAGGUGAAGAAAAUAAAGCUACCCUCCUUGAACUUGGAGCUGUGGAACCCUUAACUAAACUGCUCACCCAUGAAAACAAAAUUGUAAGGAGAAAUGCUACUAUGAUAUUUGGAAUCCUGACUUCUAACAAUGAUGUAAAAAAAUUGUUAAGGGAGUUAGAUGUCAUGAAUUCUGUCAUUGCUCAGCUUGCUCCAGAAGAGGAAGUGGUUAUCCAUGAGUUUGCCAGUCUUUGCCUGGCGAACAUGUCUGCAGAGUAUACCGGCAAAGUGCAAAUAUUUGAGCAUGGUGGGUUAGAGCCACUCAUCAGACUGCUGGCCAGCCCAGACCCUGACGUGAAGAAGAACUCUACUGAGUGCAUUUACAACUUGGUCCAGGAUUUUCAGUGUCGAGCUACACUUCAAGAACUAAAUGCAGUCCCCCCUAUAUUAGAUCUCUUGAAGUCAGAAUAUCCAAUUAUUCAGUUGUUGGCUCUCAAAACCUUAGGUGUUAUUACAAAUGAUAAGGAGGCACGGGCGAUGCUAAGGGACAAUCAAGGAAUGGACCACCUUAUUAAAAUCCUAGAAACUAAGGAAUUGAAUGACCUUCAUAUAGAAGCACUUUCCGUGAUAGCAAAUUGCCUUGAAGAUAUGGAUUCUUCGGUGCUCUUUCAGCAGACAGGGGGUCUUAAGAAGCUCCUCUCAUUUGCAGAAAACUCUACAAUUCCUGAUAUUCAGAAGAACGCAGCAAAAGCAAUAACUAAAGCAGCUUAUGAUCCUGAAAAUAGAAAACUCUUUCACGAACAAGAGGUCGAAAAAUGCCUUGUGGCCCUUUUGGGUUCUGAAAAUGACGGAACGAAAAUUGCUGCCUCCCAAGCUAUUUCAGUGAUGUGUGAGAAUUCAGGCAGCAAAGAAUUUUUCAAUAAUCAGGGGAUUCCACAGUUAAUUCAGUUGCUCAGGAGUGACAGUGAAGAAGUAAGGGAAGCCGCGGCCCUCGCCCUAGCUAAUCUGACCACAUGCAACACGGCGAAUGCAAAUGCUGCUGCUGAAGCUGAUGGUAUUGAUCCAUUAAUAAACAUGCUGUCCAGUAAACGAGAUGGAGCCAUUUCCAACGCUGCUACAGUAUUAGCGAACAUGGCAAUGCAGGAGCCCCUGCGUGUGAGCAUACAGAACCACGAUGUCAUGCACGCCCUCAUCAGCCCACUCCGUUCUGCAAACACGAUCGUGCAGAGCAAAGCGGCUCUCAUGGUGGCUGCAACCGCAUGCGAUGUUGAGGCCCGGACAGAGUUAAGAAAUUCAGGCGGCCUGGAGCCGCUGGUGGAGCUCCUGCGCUCUAAGAAUGCAGAAGUGAGAAGGCACGCCAGCUGGGCGGUGAUGGUCUGCGCCAACGAUGAGCUGAUGGCUGUUGAAUUAUGCAGGCUUGGGGCUUUAGAUAUCCUUGAAGAGGUUAAUCUAUCAGUAAGUCGAAAAAAUAAAUUCAGUGAGGCAGCUUAUAACAAAUUGCUCAACAACUACCUGUCUCUGAAAUAUAGCCUGACUGGCUAUUUGUCAUCAAGUAACAUAAUUAGUGACGGAUUCUAUGAUUACGGUCAGAUAAAUCCCGGCACCAAACUUUUGCCUUUGAAGGAUCUCUGCUUACAAGAACCAAGUGAUCUACGUGCUGUACUCUUAGUUAACAGUAAAUCUGACGUUUCUCCACCUCCAUCUAUGGAAGAUAAGUCAUCAGAUAUUGGUUAUGGACAGAGUAUUUCUUCCUCAUCUUCUUUAAGAAGAGCAAGCAAAGAAAAGACGAAUACUGGAUUUGGAUCUCCCACAGAAGACAAAUCAGAACCUACUUCUGGACGAAAUACUGCUCUUAGCAAAAGCACCACUAAGGAGAAAAGAUCAAGGAAAGACCGAGGGAAAAAAGAAGACGAAAAAGUGAAGGAGGAAGAGGAGUUUGCGGCAGCCCCAAAAUUGGCCGGAGAAGGGAGCCCUGAUAAAGAAUGGUACCCUCCCUCCGACCCGGGCUUCUGUGUUUAUGUGUAUGAAGUGACCAAGUCAAUAUUUCCCAUAACCAAUAUUAAGGAGCAGAUUGAGGCUCUUGCAAAGUAUGUGGCAGAAAAAAUGGGCGGUAAAGUUUCAAAAGAGAAACUACAUGAUUUCAGCUGGGAACUUCAUAUAAGUGAACUAAAAUUUCAACUUAAAUCCAAUGUUAUACCAAUUGGACUGAUCAAAAAAGGAAUCUUCUACCAUCGAGCUUUGCUUUUCAAGGCGCUGGCUGAUAAAAUUGGCAUCGGCUGCUCUCUGGUUCGUGGGGAGUAUGGCAGAGCCUGGAAUGAAGUUAAGUUGAUGAAUGAAUCUCGUAAGGGACUGAUUGAGGCUCUCCCUCCCGCUGAGGUGUAUAUCGUUGACCUCAUGUUCCAUCCAGGCGGGUUGAUGAAGUUAAGAAGUAAAGAGGCAGAUCUUUACAGAUAUCUCUAA
Molecule: messenger RNA, 2787 nt
Organism: Neomonachus schauinslandi (Hawaiian monk seal)
Lineage: Eukaryota; Metazoa; Chordata; Mammalia; Carnivora; Phocidae
Gene: ARMC3
Product: armadillo repeat containing 3
Exons: 19
Coding region: 1-2787 (928 amino acids)
Molecular function (GO): protein binding
Source: RefSeq, a predicted model, not a curated record